GCUUUUCUACGCGGGUGCGUUUGAUUUGGCUUCAUGUCAUUUGGGUGCGCUUGAUUUUUCAUGACAGGUUGACGCUGCUGACGCCGCUCUUCCGCCAUCUUCAACUUGCUAUUGUUUGCAUCAGACGGAGGCUGAAUGUGCUGUAUGAGCGAGCGCAGUCAACCACAGGCAUUGUCGGAUAGCUUUGGCGCUCCACACUUUCCCGUUCCGUCGCUGAGGUCAGCGCAAACGAUUUGUAUGUCACUGACUUAAGGGCCUCUCAGGACGCGACCACUAAACCUUGAUGAUGGACGACGACCAACCUAAAACAUUGUAUGUGGGGAAUUUGUCCAGGGAUGUAACAGAGCCCCUGAUUCUGCAGGUCUUCGCACAGAUAGGACCCUGCAAAAGCUGUAAAAUGAUUUUUGAUACAGCUGGCAAUGAUCCAUACUGCUUUGUGGAGUUCUUUGACCACAGGCAUGCUGCUGCCUCAUUGGCAGCCAUGAAUGGAAGGAAAAUAAUGGGUAAGGAAGUCAAAGUCAACUGGGCCACUACGCCAACAAGCCAGAAAAAAGACACCAGUAAUCACUUUCAUGUUUUCGUUGGAGACCUCAGCCCAGAAAUAACUACAGAAGACGUUAAAGCUGCCUUUGGUCCUUUUGGCAGAAUAUCAGAUGCACGUGUUGUGAAAGAUAUGACUACAGGGAAAUCUAAAGGCUAUGGCUUUGUGUCUUUCUUCAACAAAUGGGAAGCGGAGAACGCCAUUCAGCAGAUGGGGGGCCAGUGGUUAGGAGGCAGGCAAAUCCGAACUAACUGGGCCACAAGAAAGCCCCCUGGGCCAAAGACCAGCUAUGAAACAGGUAACUCCAAGCACCUGUCCUUUGAUGAAGUAGUAAACCAGUCCAGCCCCAGUAAUUGCACUGUCUACUGUGGUGGCGUCAGCACAGGACUGACAGAACAACUAAUGAGACAGACCUUUUCUCCUUUUGGGCAAAUUAUGGAAAUCAGAGUUUUCCCAGAUAAAGGCUAUUCGUUUGUAAGGUUCAGCUCCCAUGAGUCAGCAGCCCAUGCCAUUGUGUCUGUGAAUGGGACUGCAUUAGAGGGCCACAUAGUCAAGUGCUACUGGGGUAAAGAGAACCCAGACAUGAUGAACCCGGUGCAGCAAAUCCCUGUGCCUCAGCAAAACAAGAUGAGCUUCCCUGCUGCUCAGCCCUAUAACCAGUGGGGCCAGUGGUAUGGCAAUGGGCCUCAGAUCAACCAGUAUGUCCCGAAUGGGUGGCAGGUUCCCACCUACAGUGUCUAUGGUCAGGCCUGGAACCAGCAGGGCUUCAAGUAAGUAGCACACCAUGCACAGGGCCAUCCAUCACCACCUCCUUCUACUCCAGCAUCACCAGGAUUGCGGCAUCACAAGCCAACUCUGGCUACAGGAGAGGAGCUGUGACACUUUUCUCUAUUUCUCUCUCAACCCCACAUCCACCUACUUUCCGAUCAGCCCAUCUCGACAAGUUGGAUAAACUUUGAUUUUUGUCUUUACUGUUUGUCAUCCCAGACCAUUUCACUUGAUAAUCAAGGAUUUAUUCCAAUGUUGCAAUUCAGUUUUUUCCAUUUAAAUUGUAAGUUCAGUUUUCAGAGUUUCUAAACAAUAAAAUAAGUGCUUUUAAACAAAUCAAAUGCUAAAUAUGAGUUUCAUUCACUGUCCAUACCUAAAUGCUGCUUAAUAAUUGUAUUUAAGGAUUGCGGUCUUUAAGACUUGCAUACAGUGCUGAAAACCAGGGGAACACCUAAUCAUACAUCAGAUUUUACUGAACUGAAUAGCCAAGUUAUGAAUAUCCACAGAUAUUGAAAGGCAGUUCAUCAAGAUAAAAUAACAUGACCAGUCAAUUGAAGCCAAAAACAUUGCUUUCAAGUCACACCCAAGGAUGAAACUAUUAAUGUAUGCUAUUUGGCAGCAGCAGAAUCGCAACUAAGGCUACAUUUACACUGCAGGGCAUGAUGCCCAAUUUGGAUUUUUUUGUUAAAUCCAAUCUUUUUAUGCAGUCGUUACAAAAACAAAUGUGGCUUCUACUGUGGAUGGAACAUGUCCGUGACUUCACAUGCAUGCGCACUACUGCGAGGCGGCAUGUUUACGGAAGUAAAUGCGUCCCCUUGCGUAAGUCUCGUCAUGGUGUAUUGAAUUGUACUGUUCACAUUGACAUGAACUAGUCCGAUACAUGUCACUUUGGGCAAUAAAAUUGGAAUUGCCCUGCAGUAUGAACAUAGCCAGUAGGUUCAUAGUUGGGUUCGGGUUUAAGGGUCAAGGAUGCUCAAGCAACCCGUUACACAGAUGGCAUCACAAGAACUAAAGCAACCACAUCAGGAGGUUUACAGAGAACCACUACAUCAUUGUAAGAUCUGACUGACGAUGGCUCUUUGGAAGCCCUAACCGCUUCUAACCAAUCUAAUUGAGAUGCAGAAACUACCAGAGAUGCUCGUAGCAUUCAAAACUAUGAAAUUAUCAGACAGGAUUGCUCAGAAAUGUUAUAUACAGUCCCCUCCAAAGGUUUUGGAACGACAAGGUCAAUUCCUUUGUUUUUGUUGUACACUGAAGACAUUUGGGUUUCAGUUUAAAAGAUGAAUGAGAUAAAAGUUCAGAAUUCCAGAUUUUAUUUAUUGGUCUUUACACUUGAUGUGUUAAACAACUCAGGACAGAGCAACUUUUGGUUGAAGCCACCCACUUUUCAAGUGACUGGAACAUGUGACUGGGUGUGUCUAGUUUCUCAGGUGUUGCCUUUUAGAAUCAAUCUUAUACAGUUCUUGUUUUUGGUUUUCAUCUGUGAAAAUGCAUCUGCUGUUAAACAAACAUGAAGACCAGAGAGCUAUGGGAGAAAAGCAAACCAUUUUCAAGCUUAAAGAAGAGGGGAAAAGUGAUCGGAGCUAUUGCACAAACAUUGGGCAUAGCCAAUACAGCAAUUUGGAAUGUCCUGAAAAAGAAAAACUACUGGUGUACUGAGCAACAGACAUCAAACAGGUCGGCCAAGGGUAUCAACAGCAGUUGAUGACAGAAACUUUGAGAGAACUGUGAAGAAACACUCAAAGGCAACAGUCAGUGAUAUCGCUGCCAACCUCCACAGGGCAGGGGUGGAGGUUUCACAAUCCACUGUUCAAAGAAGACUUUGAGGGAAGAAAUAGACAGGCCAUACAACAAGAUGCAAACCACUCAUCAGCAAAAAAAAACUGAAGGCAAGACUGGAUUUUGCAAAGUACAGAGAUGAGCCACAAAUGUUUUGGGACAAAGUUAUAUGGACUGAUGAGACCAAGAUUAACCUCUACCAAAGUGACGGAAAGGCCAAAUGAUGGCGAAAGCAAGGAUCUGCUUAAGAUCCAAAACACACAAGCUCAUCUGUGAAGCAUGGUGGAGGUAAUCUCAUGGCUUGGGCUUACAUGGCUGCUUCUGGAACGGGCUCACUAGUCUUUAUUGAUGAUGUAACUCAUUAUGGUAGCAGCAGAAUUAAUUUUGAAGUCUACAAAAUCAUUUUGUCUGGCAAUCUACAGAAAAAUGCAUCCAAACUAAUCUGGAGAAGCUUUAUCGUCCAACAAGACUGAACCAAAACACACUGCAUACACAAAAAAGUACUUCAUCAGGGGUCUUUGACUAGCCAAGUCAAUCACUGGACCUUAACCAAAUAGGGCAUGCAUUUUACCUCCUGAAGAGGAGACUGAAGGGAGAAACCACCAGAAACAAAUAAGAACUUAAAGAGAAUGCAGUAAAGACCUGUAAAAGCAUCUCAAAUGAUGAAUGCAACGGUCUGGUGAAGUCAAUGGGUCGCAGGCUUGAUGGAGUAAUUGCAUGUAAGGGUUAUGCCACCAACUAUUAAGUUAUUCACCAAGUUAAUUUAAUAAUGUUUUUUUCCAAUACUAAAGCAAAGAAAAGUGGGUGUCUUCAAACAAAAGGAGGUCUGUCCUCAGUUAACACAUCUAGAUGUAAAUACCAUGAAAUAAAAGCUCGAAUUCUGAACUUUUGUGUCAUAUUCAUCUUUUGAUCUGAAAACCAAAUGUCUUCAGUAUACAACAACAAAAAAAGGAAUUGACCUUACAGCUUCAAUACUUUUGGAGGGGACUGUAGUUGUCACCAUGGCCUGUCUUGCUGUCAACUCUCCUGUCUGCAAUUUGUAAUUUUAAGUUGUGACAAAGCGCAAGUACUGUACGGAUCAAUAUCCUUGGUUUUUAACUGUGAUUAAGUGUUCACAUUUUAAUAUUUGAAAUGUGGUGUUUUUGUCAAUCACUUAUCCUUGUGUCCCCUGCCCCUUUUUGUUUCCCUUCAUUUUUUUCCCAUCUAUAAGUAAGGCACAUUUGAGACUGGAUAUGAAUGUCAGAUGCAUGUUUGUAGGUUCUAUUCAGAUUACAGUCAAUGUUCAGUGAUUUGUGUACCCCUUCCACAUCCCUCCACCUCCCAAAUAAACAGCCAUUUAUUGUACAACAUA
This is a messenger RNA of Phyllopteryx taeniolatus (common seadragon), 4439 nucleotides long. RefSeq names its product cytotoxic granule associated RNA binding protein TIA1-like. Gene Ontology annotation, biological process: regulation of mRNA stability; cytoplasmic stress granule assembly; nuclear-transcribed mRNA catabolic process, nonsense-mediated decay. The coding region runs from base 284 to 1315 and encodes 343 amino acids. Gene Ontology annotation, cellular component: cytoplasmic stress granule. The transcript is spliced from 11 exons. The record is from RefSeq and is a predicted model, not a curated record. Lineage: Eukaryota; Metazoa; Chordata; Actinopteri; Syngnathiformes; Syngnathidae. Gene Ontology annotation, molecular function: mRNA binding.